GGGGAGUGUUUAGGGCGGGGGCGCGCGCACGCGCACGCGCGCAGGGCCGCCGCCGCCACCGAGGCCUAGUCGGCGGCGCCGGGCGGCGGGGAGCUGGCUGCGCCGGCCCGCGGCCGCGCCAUGUCCGCCUGCCACAGCUGCGCCGCGGCCGCGCGCCUCCUGGGCUCCACGCUGCCCUCCGCGCGCAGAGGUAUUACUUGUGGUCGUAUACGCAUCCCUGUUUUAGGAAAACUUGGGACUUUCGAAACUUGUUCCUUGAGAAGAAUUCCUCUUAGAAACUUUUCAGAAACACCAGCAUAUUUUGCUUCAAAGGACGGUGCAAGCAAGGAUGGAUCUGGAGAUGGAAGCAAGAAGUCUGUCAGUGAGGGAGGUAGUAAAAAGUCAAGCUCUGGAAGUUCUGGGAAAGGAGGGAACCAGCUGCGCUGCCCGAAGUGUGGUGACUUGUGCACACACGUGGAGACCUUCGUGUCUUCCACCCGUUUUGUGAAGUGUGAGAAGUGUCACCAUUUUUUUGUUGUACUGUCAGAGGCGGACACAAAAAAGAGCAUCAUUAAAGAGCCUGAGUCAGCAGCAGAAGCUGUGAAAUUGGCAUUCCAGCAGAAGCCACCUCCUCCACCGAAAAAGAUUUUUAACUACCUCGACAAAUAUGUUGUUGGUCAGUGUUUUGCCAAGAAGGUGCUUUCAGUUGCUGUGUACAAUCAUUAUAAAAGAAUCUAUAAUAAUAUCCCAGCUAACCUGAGACAGCAAGCAGAAGUUGAAAAACAGACUUCUUUGACACCAAGAGAAUUAGAAAUCAGAAGACGGGAGGAUGAGUACAGAUUUACAAAACUGCUGCAGAUUGCUGGAAUUAGUCCACACGGUAAUGCUCUAGGAGCAUCGAUGCAACAACAAAUGAACCAGCAGAUACCUCAGGAAAAACGGGGAGGUGAAGUGCUAGAUUCACCCAAUGAUGACAUAAAACUUGAAAAGAGUAACAUUUUACUGCUUGGACCAACUGGAUCAGGUAAAACUUUGCUGGCUCAGACUCUAGCUAAAUGCCUAGAUGUACCUUUUGCUAUCUGUGACUGUACUACCUUGACUCAAGCUGGCUAUGUUGGUGAAGACAUUGAAUCUGUCAUUGCAAAACUCCUGCAAGAUGCCAACUACAACGUGGAAAAAGCUCAACAAGGAAUUGUUUUUCUGGAUGAAGUAGAUAAGAUUGGCAGUGUUCCUGGUAUUCAUCAGUUACGGGAUGUCGGAGGAGAAGGUGUUCAACAAGGCUUGUUAAAAUUACUAGAAGGUACAAUAGUAAAUGUUCCCGAAAAGAAUUCUCGUAAACUACGUGGAGAAACAGUGCAGGUUGACACAACAAACAUCCUCUUUGUAGCUUCUGGUGCUUUUAAUGGUCUUGACAGAAUUAUCAGCAGGAGGAAAAAUGAAAAGUAUCUAGGAUUUGGGACACCAUCUAAUUUGGGAAAAGGCAGAAGGGCCGCAGCAGCAGCUGAUCUUGCUAAUAUAAGUGGAGAUUCCAAUACACACCAAGACAUUGAAGAAAAGGAUCGCUUGCUGCGUCACGUGGAAGCCAGAGACCUCAUUGAAUUUGGCAUGAUUCCCGAGUUUGUGGGCCGUUUGCCUGUUGUGGUUCCUCUGCAUAGCCUAGACGAGAAAACACUUGUACGGAUUCUCACAGAGCCACGAAAUGCUGUGAUUCCUCAAUAUCAGGCGUUAUUCAGCAUGGAUAAGUGUGAAUUAAAUGUAACUGAAGAUGCAUUGAAAGCUAUAGCUAGACUGGCCCUUGACAGAAAAACUGGUGCAAGAGGUCUUCGAUCUAUAAUGGAAAAGCUGUUGUUGGAGCCCAUGUUUGAAGUGCCCAAUUCUGACAUCGUAUGCGUGGAAGUUGACAAAGAUGUUGUAGAAGGCAAAAAAGAGCCAGGAUACAUUAGGGCUCCUCCUAAAGAUUCGUCUGAAGAAGAAUAUGAGUCUGGAGUUGAGGAAGAAGGCUGGCCUCGGCAAGCAGAUGCUGCAAACAAUUAAAUACUGUCAGAAUGCUCUCCCGCAUAAAGCGCACUUGGUUAUUUCUUUAAGAUUACAUCUGGCUUCACAGUCUUGAUACUAAAGGCAUUGGAUCUAUCUCGAAUAUGAUACAUGAUCAGGGAACUUAUUAGAUAAAUCAGAUCAUGUAUUUUAUUGUAACAUCACAUUGAUUUAUUUGGUGGACAUUGUGUGGACUUGAAUGGCAUAAUGUUCAAAUAUAAAUUGUAUAUUGCUUUUGUUCAAUUAAAAUAUAUAGCAAAUAUAGCAACACCUGGAUUGCUUUUUCUAAAACUGAACAGCAAUGCAGGUGCUGCCAAUAGUUAAUUUUACAAUAAUGUUACUCUACAAAUGGGAAAACAAGUUUAAUAAUUAGUAGGGGGUAAAUAAACUAUUAGCUCCUUGUACAACUCACAUGCUUGGGUUAUGUUCAGGUCAGUGUUAGAUUUCUGCUGGUGUUUGAAACCAAACUGGUGCUGGAGUGACUUGUUACAUUUGGUGUGGGAGGAAGCCCUUGCAACUAGAUUUUGGAAAAACUCAAGCGCAUUUAAUAACACUGCUGGGCAAUUUUGGAAAGAUGUAACACUAGUUUGUUACAAUAAUUUCGAAUACAUCCUUUUGUUCACCUUUCCAUUAGGAAUAAGUUUUAGUCACCUUGAAUACUGUGCAAGAAGGUGAAGUCAAUAAUCUGCUGAUUUUUCCAGAAGGGUAGAUAGGAUUUCUGGGAAGUGGUAGGCCAUGUGGGUUUGGAUGAAAAGUUGGCAUAAAUUUUUAAAUAUUAAUGUUCUAAUAUAGUACAUUUUGUUUAACGUAUUGGAACUAUCAUGCAUCAAUUUUUUGGUGCCAGGUAUUUGCCCAACCUAUCUUAUAAUGUUAAGAGAUGAAAGAAGUAAAUGUAUAAUAUUUUUGAUGUAAUCAGUAGUAAUUGUUCACAUGACAGUGCUUUUUUUUUAAGUUAUAUGCUUAAGUGCUAGUAUCGCAUCAUGUGGUUUUGUCUUUGAUUUUUAGUCUCACAGCAAAGCAAUCCUCCCUCUUCUGUUUUACACCAAAACAAAUUCAAUCCUUUAGGAAAGUAUUUGUAAAAACACUAAAGGACCUGUAUGUCUUUGAUUCAUUUCAGGAAUUAAAAUUGUUACUUAGAACUUUGUUUUGUUCUUCACAAUGAUACAUGGAUUGAGGUUUCACUCACUUCUCUCCCCCCCCCCCCCCCAAGGUUUUGUUUUAAGCUAUUUAAAUAAACUCCUGUCAUUCUUUUCAGUCUAGUGGGUACCACAGAUAUGUUGGCCUUGGUUUUUUGUUAAUUUUUGUCAUGUAAAUUCUAAGUAGCAGCCAUGCAAUUCUUGUGCUCUUAUAUAGGAUCAAUGUGACAUGCAGUUUUAGCCAGAUCCAACAGAUGCUUCUCUUAGCAUUUCACUUUUAUUUUCUGAUGAAAUGACCCAUUAAUGGUUCAGAAAAAGCUGCUGUCUGUGUUGAGGAUACUUCUAGGAGAAGCUUUAGUCAUCUCAAAUUUGGAAUCACUAGUGAACUAUCUGUAACCUUAUCCUCAUUUUCCUUUUUGUAGAGUGAAACAUGCAACAGCUCUUAAUUCUGAAAACUUUAAUGCAAAUCCUUUUUUAAAAUGGAUUGAAAACACUUUAGGGAAAACUGUUAAACAACUUAGUUUUGAAAGUUGUUUUGAAUUAUGUAAUCGAGAAAUGUUUUUAAGGAAAACAAAUACUGUGCGACUACAGUUUGUAUACUUCAAUCCACUUUUGCUGUUUGAAUAAAACAAAGUGAAUACCUGAAAACAGA
This is a messenger RNA of Dromaius novaehollandiae (emu), 3801 nucleotides long. RefSeq names its product caseinolytic mitochondrial matrix peptidase chaperone subunit X (gene CLPX). Gene Ontology annotation, molecular function: ATP binding; zinc ion binding; ATP hydrolysis activity. Gene Ontology annotation, cellular component: mitochondrial matrix. Lineage: Eukaryota; Metazoa; Chordata; Aves; Casuariiformes; Dromaiidae. The coding region runs from base 121 to 2013 and encodes 630 amino acids. The record is from RefSeq and is a predicted model, not a curated record. The transcript is spliced from 14 exons.